AUGCCCCUAGACCUCCCCCUAGUAAUGAGCAGAAGCCGGCUGCUGGGCUCUGUCGCCGCCUCCGCCCCGCGCCUCCUCACCAUGCUCACCAAGCCCGAGGCCCCGUCGAGCCGGACAAAGACGUUCCAGCUGUCGUGCCUCGACCAGAACAUUGUGCGCGUCUACAUCCAGACGCUGUCCAUCUUCCCCUUUCCCGACCAGAAUAAUGCCGAAGCUGCCAUACACGCCCUCAGCAACGGCCUGCGUCUAACCCUCAAAAAGUACCCCUUUUUGGCCGGCAUGCUCUCGCUGGCCGACCGCCACACGGGCAAGCUCGUCCUCGAGUACCCUACUGAAGUGUCAGACGAGCACCUCAACUGCCUCUUCCAAUCCAACCAGGUUCCCUACCAUGAGCGUGACUUUCCAUAUACCUACGAGCAGCUCAAGCGCGACGGCAUGCCGCCCAGUGCCUUCAAGGGCGCCAUGUUUGUCCCCCAAGAUCUUCCCAACUACCCCGGCGUCCCCAACGACGGCGAGGGCAAGGUCGACUUUGAAAAGAGUGAUGCGCCCGCUAUGCGAUGUCAAGCCUUCUUCAUCCCUGGUGGAUUAGUCCUUUCCAAUUACAUGCACCACAGCGUCUUCGACUUCUCCGGCAUUGCCCUCUUCUGGGAGUCGUUUUCUGCCAACGUGACCAGCUUCUCCCGCCAGCAAAUGCUGGGCGAACACUCCAUCUUUGAUACCGCCAGCGUCGCCGACAGACAGUCGCAACUGCGCCAGGCUUUUGACCGGCGCAUCACGUCGCGGCACGCUGACCGCACAGCAGACUGCUAUUGCGAGGGGCCGCCCGAGUAUCCCAAGACGUUGCCCAGCGACGCAAGCUGUACUCAGCGUCUCUUUGUCAUCCCUGUCGCGCGCAUCCGUAAGUAUCAAGACAGCUUGCGGCGGCACUUCCCCUCUGGCGGCGCACCGACAAUGUGCAAUAUCCUCGCUGCCUUGGUCUGGACGCACGUCACACGCGCGCGCGGCCAAAGAUUGCUCCGAUGCGGGCUCAAGGAGACAAAUCUAGGCAUUGCGACGGAUCUGCGAAGACGCCAGAAUCCCUGCAUUCCUGCCGACUACAUGGGCAACAUGGCCUUGUUCUCCAAAGGCACCCUGAAUGUUUCAGACCUGUUAGCCGAAGACCGUGUAACCACCGCCACCAUCCUCGGCGUCAUAGCAGAGAUCCAGCGCACCAUUCAGGGCGUUGACGACAAAUGGGUCACGCGGCACCUCAACUUCUUCAAAACGGUGGACCAAAUCACCGAUACAGAGGUUUCGCUGGCGCUCAACUUCGGCUCAGACAUGUACAUUUCGUCUUGGCUCAACUUCGGCGCAGACCUGAGCUGGGGCAUCCCCGGCACCGACCAGGGUAAGCAAUCCCUUGCCGGCCGGCCUGAAUUCAUUAGGCGAACCUAUGGGCCGAGCGACGGCGGGAUGAUCUUCCUCCCCCGGCGGAGGCAGCCCGUGAACCAGGAAGAGGCGCCGUUUGAGAUUCUGGUACGACUCGCUGAGGAGGAUAUGACGCGUGUGCUGAACGAAGAGGGCGGCCUGCGCAGUUGGGCAGACGCCGUGAUUGAGUAGAGUGGCGUUAGGGUCUGGCCAAGAGAAGCGUGAUGGGCACGCGCGUGCAACAGGCCAUUCCCUUCAUGGACGAAUUUUCUUUUCUUUUCAGUGCUAUUACGGCUC
Exserohilum turcica Et28A is the source of this 1704-nucleotide messenger RNA. RefSeq lists its product as uncharacterized. NCBI's taxonomy places the organism in Eukaryota, Fungi, Ascomycota, Dothideomycetes, Pleosporales, Pleosporaceae. Bases 1 to 1599 code for a protein of 532 amino acids. The record is from RefSeq and is a predicted model, not a curated record. Gene Ontology annotation, molecular function: acyltransferase activity, transferring groups other than amino-acyl groups. Gene Ontology annotation, biological process: secondary metabolite biosynthetic process. The transcript is spliced from 4 exons.